Cryptomeria japonica (Japanese cedar) is the source of this 708-nucleotide messenger RNA. RefSeq lists its product as uncharacterized. The record is from RefSeq and is a predicted model, not a curated record. The transcript has 2 exons. Gene Ontology annotation, biological process: DNA integration. Lineage: Eukaryota; Viridiplantae; Streptophyta; Pinopsida; Cupressales; Cupressaceae. The coding region runs from base 1 to 708 and encodes 235 amino acids.
AUGGAAUCACAAUCACUGUAUGCAAAGGUGUCUAAAUGUGAAUUCAGAAUGACUAAAAUUUUGUAUUUAGGACAUAUGAUCAGUGCCACAGGGGUACAAGUUCAUCAAGAAAAGAUAAGAGCCAUUUUGGAUUGGCCACCACCACAGAACCUUACAGAAUUAAGGGGAUUCUUUGGUUUAUGUAGUUAUUAUAGGAGGUUUGUCAAAGAAUUUCCACAGCUUGGGGCACCCUUGACAGAUCUUACCAAAAAGGGGGCAUUUAGAUGGAUGGGGGAAGCUCAACAAGUAUAUGAGAAACUAAAAGAGGUAAUGAGUUCUUGUCCAGUACUUGCUCUUCCAUAUUUUAAUGAGCCUUUUGUGUUGGAAUGUGAUGCUUCUGGUAUCGAGUUAAAUCAUAGCACGAGUUAUCAUCCACAAACAGAUGGACAGACAGAAAUAGUGAACAAGUGGAUUGAGGGUUACCUUCGUAAUUAUGUGUCUGGGCAACAGAAAGCAUGGGUUCAUUGGCUAUAUUUGGGUGAAUACUGCUAUAACACUACUUAUCAUAUCUCUAUCGGUAUGACUCCUUUUAAAGCACUAUAUGGGUAUGAUACACCUUCUUUUAUUGAUUUGGCUUUUGAUCAGAGUAAUGUUCCCAAAUCUCAUGACAUGCUCCAGGAAUGCCAAGAUAUAUUGAAAGCACUUAAGGAAAAUUUGCAAUAUGCUUAG